AUGCUGCAGCUGAGCCUAUCCUGGCUGGGACUGGGGCCAGUGGAAGCCUCACCAUGGCUACUCCUGCUCCUGGUUGGGGCUUCCUGGCUUCUGGCCCGAGUCCUGGUCUGGACCUGCACCUCCCUUGACAAUGUUCGCCGCCUCCAAGGUUUCCCACAGCCUCCAAAACAGAACUGGCUCUUGGGUCACAUAGGCCAGGUCCCCCCCACGGAGGAGGGCAUGACAAAACUCACUCAGAUGAUGAACACCUACCCCAAUGGAUUUAUGAUCUGGAUGGGCCCCAUCACUCCCAUCGUUGUUUUGUGCCAUCCUGACUUGAUCCGGACUAUGGCCAAUGCCUCAGCUGCCGUCGCACCCAAGGAUGUGGUCUUCUAUGACUUUCUGAAGCCCUGGCUGGGAGAUGGGCUCCUGCUGAGUGCUGGUGACAAGUGGAGCAGCCACCGUCGCAUGCUGACACCUGCCUUCCACUUCAACAUCCUGAAGCCCUACAUGAAGAUUUUCAAUGACAGCGUGAAUGUCAUGCAUGCCAAGUGGCAGCGUCUGGUCACAGAGGGCCACAACCGUUUGGACAUGUUUGAACACAUCAGCCUCAUGACCCUGGACAGUCUGCAGAAAUGUGUCUUCAGCUUUGACAGCAAUUGCCAAGAGUUGUUGAUCCCUUUCAUACUCUCAUCCUGCAGGAAGCCUAGUAAAUAUAUUGCUGCCAUCUUGGAGCUCAGUGCCCUUGUAGCAAAACGGCACCAGCAGAUCUUCCUGCACAAGGACUUCCUGUACUACCUCACCCCUGAUGGGUGGCGCUUCCGUAAGGCCUGCCGCCUAGUGCACGACUUCACAGAUGCCGUCAUCCAGGAGCGGCGCAACACCCUUCCCACAGAGGGCAUUGAUGACUUCCUCAAGGCCAAGGCUAAGGCUAAAACUUUGGACUUCAUUGAUGUGCUCCUGCUGACCAAGGAUGAAGAUGGGAAGAGAUUGUCAGAUGAAGAUAUCCGAGCUGAAGCUGACACCUUCAUGUUUGAGGGCCAUGACACCACAGCCAGUGGCCUCUCCUGGGUCCUGUACAACCUGGCAAAGCACCCAGAAUACCAGGAGCGCUGCCGGCAGGAGGUGCAUGAGCUCCUGAGGGACCGUGAGCCUAAAGAGAUUGAAUGGGAUGACCUGGCACAGCUGCCCUUCCUGACCAUGUGCAUCAAGGAGAGUCUGCGGUUGCAUCCUCCAGUCACUGUCAUCUCCCGUCGCUGUACCCAGGACAUUGUGCUCCCAGAUGGCCGGAUCAUCCCCAAAGGUGUUAUCUGCCUCAUCAGUAUUUUUGGGACCCACCACAACCCAUUGGUGUGGCAAGAUCCUGAGGUCUAUGAUCCAUUCCGCUUCGACCCAGAAAACAUCAAGGGGAGGUCACCUCUGGCUUUCAUCCCUUUUUCAGCGGGGCCCAGGAACUGCAUUGGGCAGACAUUCGCUAUGACAGAGAUGAAAGUGGUCCUGGCUCUCACACUACUGCGCUUCCGUGUUCUGCCGGUGGAGGAAGAGCCGCGCAGGAAGCCAGAGCUGAUUCUGCGCGCGGAGGGCGGACUUUGGCUGCGGGUGGAGCCGCUGACCGCAAGCCCUCAGUGAGGCAUUUCCUCCAGGCCUGGGACUCAGUCCAAACCAUCCCCAUACCAGCUCAGAUUCCCAGCAAUAAAACUGUGUUGUCACUUUUA
Molecule: messenger RNA, 1694 nt
Organism: Phacochoerus africanus (Common warthog)
Lineage: Eukaryota; Metazoa; Chordata; Mammalia; Artiodactyla; Suidae
Product: cytochrome P450 4F2-like
Exons: 12
Coding region: 1-1608 (535 amino acids)
Molecular function (GO): monooxygenase activity; iron ion binding; oxidoreductase activity, acting on paired donors, with incorporation or reduction of molecular oxygen
Source: RefSeq, a predicted model, not a curated record